Messenger RNA from Plodia interpunctella (Indianmeal moth), 2987 nucleotides. It is a transcript of the gene pot, whose product is annotated as papillote. The transcript has 20 exons. NCBI's taxonomy places the organism in Eukaryota, Metazoa, Arthropoda, Insecta, Lepidoptera, Pyralidae. The record is from RefSeq and is a predicted model, not a curated record. The coding region runs from base 335 to 2941 and encodes 868 amino acids.
CACCAGUUCUCAGGCAGUUUGCGCGGUUCGGUCGACGCGUGCGCACGUCGUGUGCCCCACUAAAAUCAUCUUCGAUCGCGUAAAUUAGUGCUGUCUUUCGUGCCGUUACUAUUGUGUUUCACAACUGUUCAGUGCUUGUUUAUUUUUUUAAUUUGAACAUCGAACGCGAGAACAGCCAACGACUCUGCAAAGAGAUAUCGAGUAUACGUUUCCAAUGCCGCCUUUGAUAAAGGCGAGUACGGGAGACGUCCAAUAAACGAGUAACAAGACGACAAUGUGACAGGUUGACACGCAGAUUGUCCGCCAUCUUGAGUGACCAUAGACAAGCCAGAAGAUGGCGCUACUGUGGUGUAUACUGGCGUGCGCAGUGACGGUUGCGCGGGCGCAGUCCAACUAUGGCUCGCAGGCUAACAACAUCGAGUACCAGGGGGAGGGACUCCCUGAGCAGACUGUGUUGGAUGGGAAGGUGACAAAACUGGACGACCUGAGUCCGAUGAUCUUCCUUAAUAGAACGAAGGCGUCUCUCAACUGUGCUGCGGGCUCCAUGCAGGUGGACAUGAAGUUCAACGAGAAAUUCUAUGGCAUCGCGUACGCAGAUUUCGAUAGGCAUUCCGCGUGUCAAGUUGUGGGCAAGGGAGCGACGGCUUACAAACUGGAACUGCCUCUAAAGGGAUGCGGAACCAAACAGGAUCCACUGCGCGUGUUUACCAACAACAUAGUGGUGAGGUUCCAUCCAGGGUUGGAGAUGGAUGGAGACGAGGUCAUCACCAUUGUCUGUCGCUACCCGCCACCCAUUGUGCCCCAACCUGUCUUCAACCCAUUCUUGGCUGCCAAACCAGAACCCAUCCCACUGCCCGCGCCUCUGGCCGGGACACAUAUCUUGAUGAUCAUCUGCGCGAUUCUCUUUCUCACUCUUCUUCUACUCGGGCUCGGGGUAUCGUACUUGUGUUUGAGGAGACGCGCCCUGCCUCCGCCGAGGAGGCUGAUCGAUGACUCCUCAGCUUCCAUCAUCAGUAGGGAAAGUAUUCAAGAAGUGAAGAUCCCCCGAGCGCAUCCAGUUUACCCGCUGACGGCCGAGAGCGCCAGCGUCGCUUCGGACACGAUCCCGUCCGACUACCCCUCGGAGACGCCGAGCGAGGCCGAGCAUGUGGCGCACACGAACCAGGCCUUCAUGAUGGAGGAGUCUUACCAUAGCGAAGGUUACGGCGAAGCGCACGAGACGAGCGCGUCUAACGGACGAAUGGUCGCAGGCGCAGUGAUUCCGCCCGCGUUUGACGUCAGAGUGCGGGUGCAACGACCCCCCGUGCCACCGUCGCCGCCAUCGACUAUAACUGCCACGGAGACUGAUGCUGGAAGCAUGAGACAAACGCUGAUGACGGAGGAGCACCUCCGCGAGGAGUCGGUGCGCACGGUGUCGCCGGCGGCGCUGCCGCUGCCGGCGCGCGCGGCGCAGCUGCAGCCGCCGGAGAGGCCGCCGCGCCCGCCCCUCAAACAGGAAUGGUCGCGGCGACCGCGGUCUAUCGUCUCCCUCAACACAGAGAUGACCGACACCCAUUCGGUAACUGAAGUGACUGACGGAUCGCACGCCAGAAUGUUCCAUAUCAAGAAGCCCCCUCCUCCCCCACCCGUAAUGCGCGAGCGUUUGGAGAUGGAGGAACAAGAAGUGCUGAUGGAGAGUUUGGAGCCCAUACCGGAGACACCCAUCAUGCCGGCCAGGAAACCAGAAAUCACAUCGCACUUAGUCGACGACGUAUUCCUCCGUACGAUCACUGAGAAGAAGACAAUCGAAGACAUCGAACGCCACAAGCGUCUAGUCACAGAGUACAAGCAAGUGCCGCCGCCGCCACCGCAGUUUGACGUCACGAUCCGGAAUCACACUUUGCCGGAGGCCCAAUGGGAGAAUUUCUCAGACAUUAGCAGUGCUUCAGGGAUGACGCUGACGCCGAAGAUGGAGAGGGUCCCGAUGUCGCUGCCGCCUCAGAAGUAUAUUGGAAAAGGCGGUCCAGAUCUCUUCUCCCCCGAGCUGAUCAAACAAACCAGUCACGGCCACGUGUACCAACCUCCGACCUCCCCGGCAAACCUCCCCUUACUGCCAGAACUUCCCCCCGCCCGCAACCCCCUCUACAGGGAGGAGGAUGACGAAGAUGUACCUGAACCCACGCCAGCUCCGCCAGUGCCACCAAAUUGGAGCGUUUUGACUAGGGUUUUGAAGACAGAAGCGCAAGAUGAGGUGCUUCUGGAAACCGAACGUUCCAUGCGUUUGACACGCGAGGAGCGUCUCCGCUGGCGGGAGCUCAUCACCCACGAGAGUACUCUCAGGCGAGAACUCGCCCGGUCCAGUACGAGGGAUGAGUUCACUCGCGUGGCCCACGACCAUCGGUUUGCGCCGCUGUAUUCUCCUCAUAAAUGGGAGGUCAUCAUCAGGAUAUUAGCUCCACCUCCGGAUAGGCCCAAGAACCGUUACCGCAAGAAGAGCGAAUGGGAUUCCCGCUCUCGCCGCAGUUCGUUACCGACACUCUAUGAGUAUGACAGUGACGCCACUUCUCUGAGGGACCCGCAGCGCUCGCGCAGGUCUUCUUACAGGAGCGACCAUGUUGACAUGAGAUCGAUGUCCGAGAUGAUGGUGGACUACGCACGCGAACAAGCGGACACGCAUUCGGAAGUGUCCGCUGGAACUCAACUCGGGCGAUAUUACGACGACGAAAGCGACUCUGAACAUCCAUUCCAUCAGCACCAGCCGUGGUCACGAGAUUCGCUCCACCGCUCCAUCAGUCAGCCCUCCCUAGCGCGCUCGGCCACGGAGGUGGUGGAACAGUGGACCGCGCCCGAAGGUGACGUCACUCCCACGCCCGGACGACGAGUGAGAGGUCCUCAAGGCUUGACGACAUUCACGUCAUCAGAAGUAAGAACAUUCCAAGCAACAAAGGAGUGGCGCGAUUAAAAUAUUUUUUUGUGUGAUGUAAUCAUCACAUAAAAAUACCUAUAUA